AAGAAUUCAAGCAAUUUACAUAUUUCUAAGGUGGGGGUGAGCAAAAGCAAGCAACUUCCCUUCAUUUUCCCCUAGUCAUGGCCAUGUCUCAAAGAGCCACCGUCAUUUUGGCAACGAGGCUCAUUGCCUUGAUCGCCACGCUUAUCGCAGCCGUCGUAAUGGCGUCGAGCCACGAGAAAGGCUCCAUCUUUGGAGCCGUAUCUUACGAAGCUAAGUACUCUGACACCCCUGCCUUCAAAUACUUUGUGAUUGCUAAUGUGGUGGUGACAAUUUACGGGUUCCUAGUCCUGUUUCUUCCUUCCGAGAGCCAGCUCUGGAGGCUGGUUUUGGUCUUUGAUUUGGUGCUGACGAUGCUGCUUGUGUCGAGCAUUUCGGCAGCUCUGGCGAUUGCACAAGUUGGGAAGAAAGGCAACUCUCAUGCUGGUUGGUUGCCUGUGUGUAACCAGAUUCCCAAAUACUGCAGCCAGACGACGGCAGCCUUGGUGGCAGGAUUUGUUGGGCUCGUAGUUUACUUUCUUCUUGUUUGCUACUCCAUUCACCGUGAUUUGGAUCCUUUCCUUGUUCGAAAGAAUUAGCCUUUCAUGCACUUUUUACCUCUAGCUCGCUCAACAGAGAAACUAACCUGUUCUAACUGCAAAUAGUGGAGGAUUUUUAUGGGUGCGUUUCACUGAUAAACUAACUAGUCCGGAAGGCAUUAUUACGUAUGACGGUAUGAGCAGAGGA
This is a messenger RNA of Linum tenue, 723 nucleotides long. The record is from the annotation of a GenBank genome assembly. Lineage: Eukaryota; Viridiplantae; Streptophyta; Magnoliopsida; Malpighiales; Linaceae.